Molecule: messenger RNA, 478 nt
Organism: Durusdinium trenchii
Lineage: Eukaryota; Dinophyceae; Suessiales; Symbiodiniaceae
Source: the annotation of a GenBank genome assembly
AUUGCUCAUGGCCAAUGCCCGAAGGGGUGCAGAAGCAGUACGAGCGAUUCCGCGAGCGUUUGAUUGAGGGUAUGCCCAAAGAGGUGACGGUUCUACUUCUGACCAAAUGCCAGGCUUGGUGUGUUUGAUUUUGAUAUGUUGAGAGUUCAUGCACAACCGCGGUGAUUUGGUAGCAAAUGUAGCGGAGGCCUACAUCUACCCCGCCAGCACCUUGCACUGCACCAUUUGCACCUUCCGUGCAUUCACUGCAGGGCCCUUGGAGGACACGAAGGCCGUGGAGCGCUGGCUGCAGGUCUUGGACAAAGCUCAAAAAUCGCCGGAGUGGCCCAAAGGCGCCUUCCGUUUGCGAAUGGGACGCCCCACACUGGAGGGCUCGGCGGCAAUCUUCCGCUACGAAGACUUGGAUGGCCACAUCCACAGCAUGCGCUCUGCGUUGCGUGGGGCAAUUCUAGAGGCCGGUGGCGAAGCGGCUGAAGGC